AUGUCAAUGGAGAUUCGGAGCAGCCGCCACCACCAGGAGGAGGCGACCGGCAAUCUAAUGAGGCCGGGAUCAGACUACCCGCCGGUAAUGCAGCGAGGAGGGGCACCUGCGGCUGCGGCGCACCGGCGGCAGUUCCAGCCCAUUCCAGCGCCCUUCAUGUCAUUCAGGCCGCCGCUUGCUGACACGCCGGCGCCCCAUCACCAGGGGCAACUCCGGUUCCACGGCCACGGCGGACCCAGGCCGUUUCACCGGCCGCCGCCGCCGCCGGGGAGCUUCCCAGGUGCCGCGGAUGGCACCGCGUCCACAGCUCAGCAACGUUUCACCGCCGACAGUGCUAGUGCCGUGUAUAGGUCUGCGGUUGGCGUCUACGCCCCAAGCCGGCGCAUAUGGAAUCCCAAGUCAACACUGAUGACUAUGUUCUACAACGGCGCCGUCAACGUGUUCGACGUCCCGGUGGACAAGGCCCAAGAGAUUAUGGUUUUAGCAAGCAGGGCAUCUGUUUCAACCCCACCCAGACCCACUGAAAUCCAGAAAUCAGGCUCCCAUGUCCCAGCCAAUACCAGAUUUACAGUGCCCGACCCGAGGAAGACCUUUGCAACUCAUGUAUCGGCCAUUUCAAGUCGAAUCCCCGCUGUGCCACAAGCUCCGGCGCUCCCAAGGAACACGCCGCCAGGCUACCAAAAUUACACUCCUGAUCCGAGAACAUCCUCAGGCGUACAAUCAUCAGUUGCUCCUCCGGUAUCCCGGGCAUCCUCAGCGCAACAGAUGCAACAAGCAUCUCCAGUUGCCGUCGCAGAACCUAUUAGGCCAAUAGCUGUCCGUCAAUCUCGGAAAGCAUCUCUCGCCCGAUUCUUGGAGAAGCGAAAAGAAAGAGUUUCAAGUGCCACGCCAUACCAGUUGUCAAAGAGCCCGCUAGAGAGCAGUGGCAGCUUGGGCAGUGCGAGCAAUUCAAGCAGGUUAUCUAGCGCAGACAAUGCUCCACCCAACAACAACUGCCAGGAGUCUAUGAGCUAUGUUAGCAAUGACGCUAUGUCGGCAAUUCCCCAUAGGGUAGUUAUAGAGUUGGAAUGA
This is a messenger RNA of Triticum turgidum subsp. durum (durum wheat), 1071 nucleotides long. NCBI's taxonomy places the organism in Eukaryota, Viridiplantae, Streptophyta, Magnoliopsida, Poales, Poaceae. The record is from the annotation of a GenBank genome assembly.